GCAGUGACACAGCUUAUCUACAGGACAUAUCAGGGAGAUGAAGAGAUAAAUUUGGAAAUUCGUCUCAGGUCCAUGGAUCAGUUUUAGUUGACACUUGACACGCUCAGUGACACAGUUCCAAACAUACAAGCGCCAAAUAAUACAAUGUCACUCAAGGAAAGUCAAUUGUUACUUAUUUGUUUUCUCUUUCUUUCUCUCUCUCUCUCUCUCUCUCCCUCUCUCUCUCUCUUUUCGGUUUCUUAGAGGAGAAUGAAGUGUUGUCCAUGUGACUCCAGGAACCCAAAUGGUCAACUGGCCCACACUGUCCAGGAUGUCCUAUCCACCUCUGGACCAGAUAGAUGGUGGCAGUCCAGGAAAGAAGUGAAUCCAGUCACUCUCCAGCUGAACCUUGACAACCUGUUCCAGCUUGACAACCUGCUGCUCAGCUUCAAGGGUCCUCGUCCCAGUGCCAUGGUCAUAGAGAGGACACUAGAUAACAGCAGGACAUGGGAGCCCGCCCUCUACUUGGCUACAGAUUGUCAAAAAGCUUUUCCUGGCAUCCCUACAACAACACCUCUUACCCUGGAUGAGACAUACUGCUACACACUGCCUCCUACUGCACUAAACCCAUACCAAGAUCACAAUAUUGAGUUCAGUCCUCUGCGUCAGUAUGCUUAUGUCCCAGCUCCCAACAGCAAAAAAAUUGAAGAUGUGUCUGGUUUAACUGGGCUGAGGGUGAGGUUGACAGAGCUGGGUGAUGUGCCACGUCUACCAGGCAGAUCUCUCAGUAGGUUUUAUGCCCUGAAGGAGAUGAAGGUGAUGGGCAGCUGUAUGUGCCAUGGCCACGCCAACCGAUGCCUGCCAGAAACCUACAACAACCCACUGUCCAAUACCAUACAGGUGAAUCCUCAGUGUGACUGUCAGCAUAACACAGCAGGUGUGAACUGUGAGCGUUGUGCUGAUCUCUACAAUGAUCUGCCCUGGAGACCUGCAGAGGAGGGCAACACUCAUACCUGCAAACGCUGCGAGUGUAACAACCAUGCCCAGCGCUGUCGUUUUGACCAGGCGGUGUACGAGGCCAGUGGGCGGAAGAGCGGAGGUGUGUGUGAGGGCUGUAUGCACCACACCACAGGACCAAAGUGUGACCAGUGUGCCCCAGGCUACCAACCAAACCCCCGCAGCCGCAUGGACCGUCCUGAUGCCUGCAUACGCUGUAUCUGCAGUGCUGAGGGGACGGUGGAUGGGGGCCAGUGUGACGACAGCACAGGCUCGUGUCGCUGCAAGGCAAACGUUGAUGGUCCCCGCUGUGACCGAUGUAAAAGAGGCUACUACAGCCUGAGCGACUCCAACCCUCUAGGCUGCACCAAGUGUUCCUGUUCUCCAGACGGUUCACUGUCAGAUGUUUGUGAUCCAAUCACCGGCCAGUGUCCCUGUCGUCCCCACUUCCACGGCCUGACCUGUGAAGUGUGUUCGAAAGGCUACUGGAAACCAUUCCUGUCAGGACGCUGCGAACCAUGUGGCUGUGACCCCACCAGGUCAUACAGUGAUACUUGUGACCAGACAACAGGCCAAUGUCAGUGUAGGCCAGGUUUUGGAGGCCGAACAUGUACCGAGUGCCCAGAAAACACAUAUGGAGACCCUCUCGUAGGCUGCCGACCCUGUAGGUGUGAUACUGAAGGAACCCUUCCAGAGGUUUGUGACAAGCAGACAGGAGCCUGUCUGUGUCGGCCGGGCGUCACGGGGACUCGCUGUGACUCCUGCAGUCGUGGGCACUGUGACUCCUUCCCUGCCUGUGAGACGUGCCCCUCCUGCUUCUUCACCCUGGAUGCACAGAGACAGAACAUCAGCUUAGCUCUGGAGAGACUCUCCCCCAGCUUCCCCCCUCGUCCUGAUCUUGGAAACUUCGCACUCCGCAUCCAGACCCUGGAGACCAGCCUGAACCUGAUCCGGGACUCUAUCGUCCUCCCACCAAGUACCACCAGUCAGGUCGAUGAUGCUCUGUCCCAGCUGGAGAAGCUGAGGGACCAGGUGAACAAGGUUAAUGAUGACCUUUCACCCCUGGCAAAAACUCCUGGUCUGUCCUCAGAGCUGGACAAACUGCAAGAUCUGCUAAAUAGCCUCACUCCAUUGUACAAAGCCAAGAAAGAUGCCCUAGAGAACUCCAUCAGUCCCAACAAUGCAGGAGCAUUUACUGCAAUCAAGAACGCCUACGACGAGUCCACAGACGCAGCUAAGAAAGUAGAUACCAGUGAAAACUCUGUGAAGGAGUCAGCUGACGUCAGAAAGGAGACUAUGGAUCUUCAGAACCAAGUACAGCCAGCCAACACCAGAGAUUUGGACAAACUAAACCAGAGCAUGGCUUCCAGACCUAACCUCACACCUGCUGCCAAACAGGUAUGUGGCAGUACACGCACAGAGCCCUGCACUCCUCUGAGCUGUGAAGGCGAAGAGUUGUGUCCACCGGAGAGAACUUGUGAAAAAGGAGAAAACUGUGUUGGUGCCCUGCCUCUGAGCAAGAAGGCAAAUGCUGAUUCUAAGGAUGUGAAGGACCGACUGGACAAGCUCAGUAUGAAGAUCACAGAGGCUACAGAGAAGCUCCAGGAAACGCAGGAGACAACCAAUCAGGUGCGACAGUCUGCACAGAAGCUGUCCAAUAAGAUGAAGCAGACCAGAGACGAGCUGGAAGGCGACCUAAAAGAGACACGCGAUGUCGUGAAAGAGCUCAAAGACUUCCUGUCAGACCCAUCCUCCAACCUGACCCAGAUCCAGGAGGUGAGCGACUGGAUCCUGAAAGCCAAGCUACCUCUCAGUCUGGCUGCUCUGAAGAGAAAGUUGGAGGAGCUGAAGAAUCUGGCAGCCAAUCUACCAGACAGCACAGCUGUGUUAAAGGAGGCCGAGCCACAGCUGGACACGGCCAGGAAACUGCUGGAGGAGGCACAGGAUGCCAGGGACAAAGCACAAGGAGUUAAGGCCGAUGUGGACGGGCUGCUGGCUGGCUUUGACCCGAUGAGCGACUCCCUCUCUGACCUGGAAAAUAAAGUGCAAGACAGUCUCGACCUCAUAAACAACCUAAAAAACAACCUGACUGAGGCCAAGAACCAGCUGACCCCAGCAGAGAAGGCUCUGGAUGAUGUAACAACAAUGAUAAAGCCAAUGAAACCCCAACUAGAUGAGCUCAAAGACCUGCUGCAGGAUGGUGUCCAACAAGCACAAGAUGCACAGGACAAUGCAGUCAAAGCUGAGGAUGAAGCUGCUGCUGCAAAUGAGGACUUGCUGACAUUAGAGAAGCAGCUGGAUGAUCUGAAAGAUAAAGCUGCAGCCAGUGGGUCUGGUGGAGAGGCAGGUCCAGUGGGGGAACGACUGGCGAAGCUGCAGCAGGAUGCUGGACUUCUGGCUAACACCACUGAUAGCAUGAUGAAUGCUCUGGAAGGUAGGGCAGAUUCCCUGAGGAAGCUUCAGGAUGAGAUCCUCCAGAAAUCAACAAAGCUUGAAGGACUUGAUGCCAAGGUUAAAGACCUUCUGUCAGAACUGCGAAAGAAAGCCCAUGACCUCAGCACCUGCCAGGGCUGAAAGCUCUCAGAACAGCACCUGCAGCUACUGUCACUACACUACUUCAUUCCAGCACUUCACACUAUUCACUACUACUGUCAAAAACACUGUUAUCCUCCACUUUAGAGGAAAACUCCACCCAAGCUCUGGAACACCGCUAUAAGUGUCAAAGAACUGUAGGAAAUCUCUGCCUGGGGUUGAAGGAGUAAAUGUCCCAUUUACUGAUCAGAAAUCUACACUCUUCUGAACCGUAUAGUAUAUAGGCACAUAUUGGACAAAAUAUUGUGAUAUUUGAGUUUGUCAAUGUCAUUCUCAUCAUUCAGCAUUUUAUCUAGAAAAAAGCCGCAGCUUCUGACGUUGUGGCAGCACAGCAAGAGCCCACACAAACUUUUAUUUAUCAGCAGCAAUACACUCCACUGUGAACACUGCACCACAAUUACUGUCUUUUUCACAGCUAUCUUCUUUGUUGCAUCUGUUGUUUGUGUACAAUCCUCAAUAUUUAAAUAAAAGAUUGUUAAUAUUUUGA
Lates calcarifer (barramundi perch) is the source of this 4054-nucleotide messenger RNA. RefSeq names its product laminin subunit beta-3. Gene Ontology annotation, cellular component: basement membrane. The record is from RefSeq and is a predicted model, not a curated record. Gene Ontology annotation, biological process: axon guidance. Lineage: Eukaryota; Metazoa; Chordata; Actinopteri; Centropomidae.